Messenger RNA from Puccinia triticina, 489 nucleotides. RefSeq lists its product as uncharacterized. The record is from RefSeq and is a predicted model, not a curated record. The coding region runs from base 1 to 489 and encodes 162 amino acids. The transcript is spliced from 2 exons. NCBI's taxonomy places the organism in Eukaryota, Fungi, Basidiomycota, Pucciniomycetes, Pucciniales, Pucciniaceae.
AUGAGAGCUAAAUUGAAACGAUCAGACGCGCUUUGGGGGCUUGUCGGCAUCGAGACGUUUGUUUGCGAGGCUCGGCUCGUCGAUGAAAUUGAGGGCGUACCAAUCAUGAGUACUAUACCCAAGUCGCUCCUGCUCGACAAAGUUAGGCCGGACAUAACGAUUGAGUUGAAAGUCGGAAUGCCAAUAAUAUUGACUAAGGAUUGUACUCAUAUUCGGCCAGGAGAAGAAAUGGUAUACAUGAAGAAAGGAUUGAGGUUGGUGGUCGUGGACGUCGACGAGUGGGUGGUAAUCGCGAGGGGAAUAAGUCCGGGGAAAAUUGGGAGGACAUUUAACAUUGGACAAACGAUGUUACAUUGCAACAACAUCAGCGAUAAGGAUAAUGCCUACUUACGUCAUCAGUUCCCUGUUGUGAUUGGGUAUGCGAAUGCGGAAGGUUGCUGGGAAAAAGUGGCUGAGUUUCGUGGAGGGAGUAGGAUUCGCCCCGCUUGA